AUUCCACCAAAGACAUUCAAACGUGUUCUUGAAUCAUCCGAAUGGCAUAACUUGGAGUCGGGCAAGGCGACAGUAUCAGAUGUGUAUCCUGCCUUAACGAAGAGGUUCACACUUGAGGAGGGUGCCCUACAAGGAACCAUCCAGCUGGCAUCGUCGACCUUGACGCUCAACGAACCCUUUGUUGUAGCUGUCAGAAAUCUCAAAAAGAACUCUGGCGGCCAACUACGCGUAAUUGCUGCAACCAACAUGUCUAGCGAAAGCUACGACACGGUUCGCUCCAAGAUUGGAGGCUGGGACAUCUUCGAUGAUGUUUACACGUCAGCCAGCCUGGGUGUACGAAAGCCGGAGCAGGCAUUUUUCGAUCGAGUUCUCAAAGCUGCGGGGCUAGAUACAAAAUCGACUGUCUUUGUUGAUGAUCGCCCGGAGAAUUUCAUCUGUGACCAGUGUCGCGGGAUGCGAGGAGUACUGUUUGAGAACGCGGAUGUGGUGAUCCAACAACUGAACAAUCUCUUUGGCGACCCCAUCGAGCGUGAAACAUCAUGGCUGCGAGCUCACGCAAAGAACAUGUGGUGUAUGUCCAACACUGGCAUCGAGAUUAGUGAGCAGUUCCAACAGCUUCUUCUGCUGCAUUGGACGAACGACUGGGGACUUGUCGAUAUCGCCCAGCUGAAUCCCCCUUCCGGUCACUGGAAUGUCUUUUCUUACGGGCCUCCAGUGCUGACAACGGAAGUCUAUCCUGAGGACCUCGACACUACCUCUAUGGCCCUUCUCACGCUUGAUGUUGAUUUCGAUGUCAAGCAAAAGACCAUGGAUGAUAUUCUCAAGUAUCUGAGUCCAGAUGGAUUGGCAUAUUGUUACUUCGACCCAGGCAGACCGCGGCUUGACCCUUUCAUCUCAGCCAAUGUGCUCCGGGUCUUCUACGCCAGCGGACGAGGUCAUCAACUCCAGCCCGCUCUCCAAUUUAUGGGAGACAUGCUGCGCACAGGCGCAUUCGAGCAUGGCACUCGCUACUACCACUUGCCGGAUUUCCUGCUGUACUAUCUCAGUGAACUGUGCUCCAAGUAUCUUGAUGCCAAUGAACUUGACAGCUUGCGCGAUCUGCUCUGUCGGCGUCUAAAAGAGCGCAUGGGCUCUACAAACGAUGCAUCAAGUGUUGGCCUCCGUCUGCUAGCUUCGAACAACAUGCGCCUAGCCAACGGUUCAGAUAGAAGGCUCUUACUGGAUUUACAGCGCAGUGAUGGCAACUGGAUGGGAUACCUGUACCGCUAUGGGUUUUCUGGGAUCAUCAUUGGAAGCGAAGGGGCUAUUACUGCUUUGGCAGUGAAAGCCUUGCAGGGCGCCCAUCAUUGA
Molecule: messenger RNA, 1350 nt
Organism: Colletotrichum phormii
Lineage: Eukaryota; Fungi; Ascomycota; Sordariomycetes; Glomerellales; Glomerellaceae
Product: Haloacid dehalogenase-like hydrolase-domain-containing protein
Exons: 3
Source: RefSeq, a predicted model, not a curated record